Molecule: messenger RNA, 1011 nt
Organism: Miscanthus lutarioriparius
Lineage: Eukaryota; Viridiplantae; Streptophyta; Magnoliopsida; Poales; Poaceae
Source: the annotation of a GenBank genome assembly
AUGACAUCAUGGCCGUUUAGCCGAUUUCGACAGCGAUCCAGGCUAGCCGAUUCCGUAGACAUCUCGGGCUCCCGUGCUUCAAUUCCAAAGUCUGGCGUAAACAAGUAUAGGGCAACUUCUAAAUUUUGCCACCUGGACUUGGCCUCCUUUUGUACACAGUACGGGUGCUCGACAGCUCGAGAGAUGGUGCUAGGUGUUGCGAAAGGAACAAGAAUGGAGCCAGGAACUCCCUCGGAGCCCGAGCCGACGCCGUCCGACGGCAGCAGGGACUGGUCCGAGCUGCCCCUGGACGCCCUGGUGCUGGUGUUCGCGAGGCUUGGCCCCGUGGAGAUCCUCAUGGGGUCCGGCCUCGUGUGCCACUCAUGGCUCCAGGCGGCCAAGGAGCCUUCGCUGUGGGCAUCCCUGGACAUGUCCAACCACAGGGCCAUCGAAGAGAUGCACGCCGGCGUCCUGCGCGAAAUGGCCAGGGUCGCCGUGGACCGCUCCAAGGGCCGGCUGGAGGCCUUCUCGGGGAAGUACUUCGUCACCGACGAGCUUCUCAAGCACAUCUCGGCCAGGUCGUCGUCAGCAUCUCUCAGGAGCCUGAGCCUCGUAUCCUGCAACGAGGUCACCAACAAGGGCUUCACCGAGCUGGUGACUCACGCGCCGCGGCUCGAGGACCUGUCGCUGGAGCUGUGCCCGAACGUGGGCGGCCGCCACGUGUUCGAGUCCGCCGGCAGGGCGUGCCCGCGGCUGAGGCGCUUCAGCCUGCGCAGGGAGUGCUUCCGGUUCUCCCUCAACUACUCCCGGCGCACCGCGGAGGCGCUCGGGAUUGCGGCGGCGAUGCCCGGGCUGCGCAGCCUCACCCUCGUCAGCUGCAACAUCAACAACGACGAGCUGGCGGCCGUCGUCGAGGGGUGCCCGCGCCUGGAGACGCUCUGCCUGAGGGAUUGCUACAAGGUCAUCGCUGAUGGCUCACUCCGGGCCAAGUGUGCCGGCAUCAGGACGCUGACGCUUCCCGAUCGUGUUUGA